AAAAAAAGCCUUUCCUUUUCACUGUCUUCAAUGCAGUGACUCUCUUUCUCUCUCUCUAUCUCUCUUACCACACCUCCUGUUACCUUCAAAACCUUCUCAAAUCUCCUCUAUUUAUUCAUCCUUCUUUCUCUCUCUCUCCAACUAGCUGCAUCCAAAAGUGCUUUGGUUCUGGUGCAGCGACCAUGGCUGUUGUUGUUCUUGCUGCGAUUUUGUUGGCCAUGGCUGGCCACUCAAGUGGAACAUGGUGUGUAUGCAGAGAAGGGUUAAGCGAGGCAAUGCUGCAGAAGACAUUGGACUACGCAUGUGGUGCAGGAGCUGAUUGUGUACCCAUUCAUCAGAACGGACCUUGCUUCAAUCCUAACACAGUCAAGUCUCAUUGCUCCUACGCAGUCAACAGCUUCUUUCAGAAGAAAGGUCAGUCUCAGGGGACUUGUGACUUCGCUGGCACAGCCACCGUCUCAGCCUCUGAUCCCAGCUACUCUACUUGUCCUUUCCCUGCAAGUGCCAGUGGUAGUGGGACAACGACUCCAGUGACGACAACACCUUCGACAAGAGUCCCUACAACAACUAAUACAAGACCCUACUCAAUGACACCAUCAACAGGAGGAGGAUUGGGAAUACCGUCUGGAACAGGCGGUGGUAUUAACCCGGAUUACACAGAUCCAUCCUUUGGAUUCAAACUCCAAAACCCAAGAUUUGGAUUCAUAGUCUUCUUCACUCUCUUAUUACCUUACUACUUGUUUAGCUAACUAAGUGAUAUAAUGUGGUGGGAUCAUGUGAGUGUGGGUCUCUCUAGUGUUUAAUUGAUGGAAUCUCAAAGAGAGAGAGAGAGAGAGAGAGAGAGAGAGAGAGAGAGAGAGAGAGAGAGAGAGAGAGACAUUUGGGUGUAACUUGUUUUGUUCCACCUUUGUCUGGUUUUCCAGCUGUUUCCCACUUGUCUCUGAGAAAAAUUGUACACUGUUUAAUUUGAAGACAUAAAUGUUUUAAGGUUAGCUUCA
Molecule: messenger RNA, 998 nt
Organism: Capsella rubella
Lineage: Eukaryota; Viridiplantae; Streptophyta; Magnoliopsida; Brassicales; Brassicaceae
Product: PLASMODESMATA CALLOSE-BINDING PROTEIN 3
Exons: 4
Coding region: 183-749 (188 amino acids)
Source: RefSeq, a predicted model, not a curated record